This is a messenger RNA of Brenthis ino (lesser marbled fritillary), 1911 nucleotides long. Lineage: Eukaryota; Metazoa; Arthropoda; Insecta; Lepidoptera; Nymphalidae. The record is from the annotation of a GenBank genome assembly.
AUGCUGUCGUUCCACCAAAAAAUUACUGAUAACCCAAAGAAAGAUGUGAAUAUCCUGAGAAAUACAGGACAAAAUAAUUUAGGAUUUUAUGGUCUACACAAUACAAAUAUAGGUGUACUUAAAGAUUUCAAUUUCCAUCAAUUAUCAUCUGUUUCGUCAUAUUCAGCAUCAAGUCAAUACUUACAGGCUAAUAGUCUAACUGCCAAAAAGUAUUCUAUAUUUUUCGAAAAUGCUCAACAUCCAAGAAAAUCUCAUAUUUCAAUUUUACCUUCGAAAAUUAUGAAUAAUGGCUUAUUUGGAAAAAAGGAAACAUCUGUUUAUAUGACUCUAUCGGACAAAUUCUGCUACCUUCGUCAAUCGUCUGGAACACAAGCUACUGCAUCAAUUAAUAAAUGUUUUCAAGUUUAUAUCGAGUGGAAGAAGCCAUCAAUGAGUGUGAUGGAUUCGAAUUCUGAUUACUGUUCGACAUGUACUAUGUCUUCUCUACCAUAUAGAGAUAAUAGAAAUUGUGUACCUGAGAAAAUGUUUAACCCUGAAGUAUAUUUCUUUGGAAGAAAACAGGAAGAUAAACAGAAGGGGAUGGGAUCUAAAUCUCAAAAGUCAAACCUAGAAAAAAGCGUCAGUGCAAAAAGUGAUCAAAAACAAAAUAUAAAAAUAUCAAGUACAGACGAAAAGAAAGCUGGAAGUGACGCCUCAAUUAAGAAACCAAAACCAAAUUCACCAUCAAAGACAUCAAAAGGAGCAGCUAUAAGUACCGGAGCUAAACACGACGUAAAAAAAAUAAACUCUAAAUCAAGUAUCCAAUCCAGUUCUGUAACAAAUGAAAAAAGUCCUAGUAGUGAAGUCUCAGUUUCGAAACCAAAACCAAAUUUGCCGACAAAGACAUCAAAAGGAGCAGCAACUGCAUCAGGUACUUCAAAGACUGUAACUAUAAAAGAUGAUAAAGUACAAAAACCAUGUCCCGCGGUAGGAACAACGAAAGAAGAUAUGAUGAUGACAGUAUCACAUAUAAAAAUUGGGCCUAGAGAUAAAUGCCCUGUUCACGGUAGUGAGCCGUGUCAAGGACCUAAAUGCAUAUUAGCUUCUUCUGGAGAAGAACAAGGACCGGUAAAAGUAACAACAGUAAAUAAUCCAAGAAGAGGUGUUUUUGAAAUAGUUAUAAGAAAAUUGACUGGAGCUCCAUUAGCAAAAAACGAAUUAAUGUUGGAGUGGACUCCGCCGCCUCCUCGUCCAACACCAUACAAUACUACAUGUCCAAUAACAUACAUCACUCCUAGUAGUUGCCGCCAUUCAAAAUGUAAGUUAAUUGGGUGUCGUCCUCCGUCACCUUGUAGACCGAAGUGCCCCAAAAGAAUACCGUGCGCCCAAACUCCAUGCCGUUCAAAACCAUGCAAAAAAUGUUGUAAAAUUUCUUGUAGUAGAAAUCCUUGCUUUGUAUGUAAGCCAUGUUACUCUCGAAAGCCUCCUUGUCGCUCCCCUUCACCAUGUAAAAACCCUUGCAACCCGCCUUGUGCAAGGACCCAAUGUACUACUCCAUGCAAAAGCUCACCAUGUCUUCGACUAUGUCCAGUUGGGCGCAAACGAACUCGUAAGUCACAUAGUCAACCAAGGAUAAAAUCUCACCGUAAAAGACUCUCUCCCUGUUAUAAUCGGUCUAAAGUAUGCCCUGUGGUCCGUUGCCGAAGCGUGCCUGGACCAUGCUCUGCUUGUUGUAUAAAACGACCCAUUUGCUUGCCAAGAAAAUGUUACUCGGUAUUACCAUGUAAACCUCCUAAAACAUAUGGAAAAGGUCAAGCAUUCAAUUUCAUCUCAUUCCAAAACUCCAUUCCUAUGCUGUAUUCGGCGUCUCCGCCGUCAUAUUCAACUAGCUUCAAGCAAUAUGCUGCAGGAUGCUGGGCGGAUGCACUUUGG